Lobosporangium transversale is the source of this 1622-nucleotide messenger RNA. RefSeq lists its product as hypothetical. The transcript has 2 exons. The record is from RefSeq and is a predicted model, not a curated record. Gene Ontology annotation, molecular function: UDP-glycosyltransferase activity. Lineage: Eukaryota; Fungi; Mortierellomycota; Mortierellomycetes; Mortierellales; Mortierellaceae. The coding region runs from base 86 to 1507 and encodes 473 amino acids.
AAGCUCAUCACUAAUUUUCAAUAAAUAGCGAGCAACUCUAAGAGGACAAACGGACAUCCAAAGCCUAUCACUGUCUUUCUUCACAAUGGUCCACUAUGCAUUCCUCACGUUCAGCCUCCCUGGCCACCUCACUUGUAUGGUGACCCUAGCCGAGAAACUUAUAAAAGUACAUCCCGACCUCACCGUUACCAUCUAUACGAUAGAUGCCGCCGCUGACAAAUGUGCACCAAUUAAAGCAAUGCCUGGCCUCAAUAUCGUUACACUCAAAUUGGGACCAAAUGGAGGCAAUGUGAAAGAAUUAUUCACUUACUCACUCGAGCAACCUGCCCAGCUGGCUGAUGAUGUCCUACUUGGUAUCAAAAAUGAUCUGUCUUCUCGAGCAGGAGUAACCUAUCCCUCUGUGGCUGUGAGUAACCAGUACGGCUCGACCUGGGGCCGCCAAGUAGCAGCCAAAAUGGGUAUCAAGUCAUAUAUUUUCAUGCCAUCUCCAAUGAUUGUGUGGACAGUGCAAAUGUUGCUGCCUCAAGUGUAUGCUAGUGGGUUUGAUCGUAAAGGAUUCUUAGAAGUGCCUCAUUACGGGCUCCUUAACCAUUUACAGCUACUCGACAUGGGUGGAAUGGUUGACGGGUUGGCAGAGCAAUGCAGAUUAGCACAAACGCACGAUGGAAUGCUCAUCAACGAUCAAGAGGAAACCUAUGAUUCGCAUUAUAUAGCCGCUCUAAAAGAAUAUAUCCCCAACGUUCGAUUUAUCGGUUAUUUGCCGCCAGCAACAGACUUCUCGAAGCCACCGGCCCCUAAACAAGCCCAAUCUACCUGCCCUGAGGUGCAAGGGCCAGAAAGCUUAGUUCUUCCAUGGUUGGAUCGCCAAGGACCACGCUCAGUAAUUUACAUAGCCAUGGGUUCAUGGGUACAUCUCUGUAAGGCUGAUCAGGUCGAGCUAGCCUUUGCACUGGAGAAAGUAGGCCGUCCUGUUGUGUGGACUAUUAAGAAGUACAACGAGACUGUACCUUACCGACCGUCGCACGCCGGGAAAGACUACAAGGAAAGAGAAUGUAAAGUCCAAUGCGAUGAGUACGGUCUACCCGAGGGAUGGCUAGACAGGAUGGGAGACCGAGUCUUGAUUGUUGAGUGGGCCCCUCAGACUACAAUCCUAAGCCACUCUUCAACAGGCUUGUUCAUCUCUCACUGUGGAUGGAACUCCUUGACAGAAUGUGUAUCGUUAGGAGGCAUUCCGAUUGUUGGAGUGCCAAUCUUUACAGAUCAGCCAAUCAACGCUCACAUGUUGGAGCACAAACUCAAAAUCGGGAAGAAUCUCUGGAGCAACCCUACUGAAGGAGAAUUGGAUCGCCAUCUUGUGGCUGAUACUAUCUAUGAAGUCAUGGGCAAUCAGGUGUUCGCUGAAAAUGCAGCCAAAUUGAAGCGCCACAAUGACAGGCGGUGGAAUGGAGCAUCAGGCGACUCGAUGAAGAAACUGAAGGAGUUCUGUGAUGAGGUUGAGAGUAAAUAGCCUGCCUGAGCAAACCUAGAUUAUCCUUCCUAGCUUCAGCGACCCUUUCCUAUUUAAAUCUUACGCUGUAGAAAGCUCUAGACAGACAAGUAGUAGCUAAGGAGCAGUCAAAUAU